ACGCUGAAGCAUUACCAAGUCCUCGGCGUCGCUUUCAUGCGGAGGCGCGAGAAUGGUACCAGUGAGCCUCGCGGAGGCAUUCUCGCCGACGAGAUGGGUCUCGGCAAGACCAUUCAGAUGAUUGCAAACAUCAUCAAUGGCAAACCCGACAAAAGAGCCGAGGAGAAAUGCACCCUCAUUAUCGCUUCGCCGGCCUUAAUCUCACAAUGGUAUGAUGAGAUUCUGAAGUUCACCCAGUUCAAGAAGACGAAGAAGAACAAGGACGAUGGGAAUGACAAAUCGAAGCAUGGCCUUGGCGCGGUGAUUCAGCAUCGAGCCAAGCAUCGGAUUCCGGGGAGUGAGAAGCAGAUCAUCGCGACGAUCAAGAAGGCAUCCGUUUGCCUCACAACUUGGGGCGAGGUCAACAAAAGCUACCCGAAAGCCGUGUGUCCCAGAGAGCUCACAACCGCGGGACAGAAGUCGGAAUGGUGGAGAAAUCACUUCAACGAGGAGAAAGGCAUCUUCCACAAGAUCAAGUUCCACAGGAUCGUUCUUGAUGAGGCGCAACACAUCAAGAAUCACACCGGCCACGCCAGCAUGGCAUGUCGGGCACUUCUGGCGAACCACUACUGGGCCAUCUCCGGUACGCCGUUGAUGAACGGAGUCAAGGAGAUGUAUGCCUACCUUCGAUUCAUCCGCUAUCCCAAUGCCGGCUCUUUCAAACUGUUUUCGGAAAACUUCUGCUCCAGGGAAGACCCGAACGGCAGCGAAAAGCUCGGAGUCAUCCUCCGCCAAUUUGUCAUCCGCCGCACACAUGCGGACACUUUGUUCAAGGCGAAGUUGUUGGACCUGCCGCCGCCCACGCAGAGAGUCCUGUAUCUGGAAUUCAAUGAGGUCGAACGUAGUGUCUACGAGAUCGUCAAGAACCGCUUCAUCCAGCGCAUCAACGCCAUGAACCGACGUGAGGGCGUGAAGUCUGGAUAUAACCACAUCUGGACCAUGCUGCUGCGGCUGAGGCAGCUUUGCGCGCACCCACUUCUCAUCCAGGACACGAUCCUAGACUUGCUGGAGAGGGAGGACUUUGAGAAGCUGAACCAGAUUACCGAGGACACCAGCGACGACUCCGAAGAAACCACUGGCAUCUUGAGUCACCUCAAGCACCGGUGCUCGAGCUGUCGGAACCCGCCUGCGGAGCCACAUAUCACAUCUUGCUUCCACAUCUACUGCCAUCAGUGCUUGAUGACCAUCCAGCAUGGCGCGGCUCGCCAGGGAAAAGACCAUGCGCGCUGUUUGGAGUGCGGUGCCGAGUUUCAAAGCGUGAAGAUGCUCGACGAGCGGAUAGUGGAAAAUCAGCCACCAGCCGCCAACGGCAAAACCAAGAAGAAGAAGAAAGAUGCUCGCCCACAACUGAAUUGGAUCGGACUAAACGGUGAAGUCCUUCCUUCUGCCAAAACUAUUGCGGCCAAGGCGCAGAUCCUCGAAUGGUUGUCCUCCGACCCCACCGCAAAAAUCAUCAUCUACACGCAAUUCAUCCCGAUGGUGACUAUAUUGGCCAAAGUCUGCGAGACUGAGGGCUGGGGCUACUGCAAAUACACGGGCGGAAUGUCGCUCGACGCCCGCGAGAAGUCGAUCCGCGAGUUCAGCAGGAACGACGGCGAGAAAGGCGACGAAGAAGACGACGAUCAAGACGACGAGCCCGAGCCUAAGCGCAUCCUCAUCGCCUCUCUCAAAGCCGGCGGUCUGGGACUGAACAUCGUCGCAGCCUCUCGCGUCAUCAUGCUCGAUCCAUGGUGGAACGACGCCGUAGAGCAGCAGGCUUUCUGCCGCGUUUUCCGCAUCGGGCAGGUGAAGGAGACUCAGCUCACGCGCUUCUGUGUGAAGAAUACCAUUGACGCCGCCAUGUUUCAGGUCAAGGAGCGCAAGAUCGAUGAAAUUGAAAAAGUCAUGGAG
Molecule: messenger RNA, 1929 nt
Organism: Zymoseptoria tritici IPO323
Lineage: Eukaryota; Fungi; Ascomycota; Dothideomycetes; Mycosphaerellales; Mycosphaerellaceae
Product: SNF2 family DNA-dependent ATPase domain-containing protein
Exons: 2
Molecular function (GO): ATP binding; ATP-dependent chromatin remodeler activity
Source: RefSeq, a predicted model, not a curated record